This is a messenger RNA of Coturnix japonica (Japanese quail), 11096 nucleotides long. It is a transcript of the gene CDC42BPA, whose product is annotated as CDC42 binding protein kinase alpha. Gene Ontology annotation, biological process: peptidyl-threonine phosphorylation; actomyosin structure organization. NCBI's taxonomy places the organism in Eukaryota, Metazoa, Chordata, Aves, Galliformes, Phasianidae. The record is from RefSeq and is a predicted model, not a curated record. Gene Ontology annotation, molecular function: protein serine/threonine kinase activity; ATP binding; protein binding. Gene Ontology annotation, cellular component: actomyosin; cytoplasm; cytoskeleton.
GUGUGACCGCGGGAGGGAGGCAGGGAGAAGGCGACGAGAACGGGAGGGACAGAGGGCGGCAGGGAGGCGGCCGUCCCCGCGCCGCCGCUCGGCGCACGCACGCACACACACGCCGAGAAGGAAGGAUGCCCUUUGCCUGUGCAGGCGAGGCCGGACAAGCAUCUCCUCGCCGCUGGGAGUGAAGCCGCCGCCGGGGCCUCCCGGCCCGCAGCCAGAGCGGGGCCGCCGCGUUCCCUCCGCGGAGGAGCAGCAGGAGGAGCGGGGCGAGCGGCCAUGGGGCGGCUCUGACAGGGCUCCGGGCGUUAUCCAGCCGCCCUUCGGCGCAGCAGAGGAGGAGAGGGCGGCGAUGAAGACUUUAGUUUUUUCCAAUCCCUGAAAGGCCUUAAAAGGAGACUCGCGAAAUCCGAUGCGGCCGGAAUGGGGCUUUUACACUUUAAUGAUGCAGUGGGAUUCGUUUCAGGGUUGUGUUGCAUGAUCUGAAUUUUGAAUGAAGGAGAAGGACGUUUUUAAAGAUAUAAAAGCUUGCAUCCAUCUACGUGCAGUAAAAUCGGUGUCAGGCAGUCCUGGUGGAAUUUCAGAGUGAUUAUUGUCACUGAAGUGUCAAAAGAAGCGAUCUAUUUUUCCUUAUUAAGCAUAUUAGAAGAUUUUUUUCUUUAUUUUCUUAAAUUAAAAAAUUCUAUAUACGCCUAUAUAUGUACAUAUAUAUAUACACGCACUCACACACGUAGUGUUUAUCUGUGCGUGCCUGAAACUUCCCAGGGCUCAGCCCCAGGCUGGGAGCCGAGGUGGGCAGUAAAUAAGGCACCACCAGGGCUUGACACUUUGUAACGAGUACUGUCGGCUUCUUUUCAAACAAGACCUUGAAAAGCUGGUUUUUGGAUUAUUAUUAUUUUUUUUUUUCUGGACGAAGUAAUAAUAAUAAUUAAAAAGGAAACCCCAUUGCAAACUGAAACAACCAUGUCUGGAGAAGUGCGUCUGAAGCAGUUGGAGCAGUUUAUUUUGGAUGGGCCGACUCAGACUAAUGGGCAGUGCUUCAGCGUGGAAACCUUGCUGGAUAUACUCAUCUGCCUGUACGACGAAUGUAACAAUUCCCCUCUGAGAAGAGAGAAAAACAUCCUCGAGUAUCUAGAAUGGGCCAAACCAUUUACGUCUAAAGUGAAACAGAUGCGACUACAUAAAGAAGAUUUUGAAAUCCUGAAGGUGAUUGGUCGGGGAGCCUUUGGUGAGGUUGCAGUGGUAAAACUGAAGAAUGCAGAUAAGGUUUUUGCCAUGAAGAUACUUAAUAAGUGGGAGAUGCUGAAGAGAGCUGAAACAGCAUGUUUUCGAGAAGAGAGAGAUGUGUUAGUGAAUGGAGAUAACCAGUGGAUCACAACAUUACAUUAUGCAUUCCAGGAUGAAAACUAUUUAUACCUGGUUAUGGAUUAUUAUGUUGGAGGAGACCUGCUUACAUUGCUCAGCAAGUUUGAGGACAGAUUACCUGAAGAUAUGGCUCGUUUUUAUUUGGCUGAAAUGGUGAUAGCCAUCGAUUCCGUGCAUCAGUUGCAUUAUGUCCACAGGGAUAUUAAACCAGACAACAUCUUGAUGGAUAUGAAUGGCCAUAUUCGAUUAGCAGAUUUUGGUUCUUGUCUGAAAUUGAUGGAAGAUGGAACGGUUCAAUCUUCAGUAGCUGUUGGGACCCCAGACUAUAUCUCUCCAGAAAUUUUGCAGGCCAUGGAAGAUGGAAAAGGAAAGUAUGGGCCUGAGUGUGACUGGUGGUCUCUAGGCGUUUGCAUGUAUGAAAUGCUUUAUGGAGAAACACCCUUCUAUGCUGAGUCCUUGGUGGAGACCUAUGGGAAAAUAAUGAACCACAAAGAGAGGUUCCAGUUUCCUGCUCAAGUGACAGAUGUCUCUGAAAGUGCAAAGGACCUCAUCCGAAGGCUAAUUUGUAGCAGAGAGCAUCGACUUGGGCAGAAUGGGAUAGAAGACUUUAAGAACCAUCCAUUUUUUGCUGGAAUAGACUGGGACAACAUUAGAAACUGUGAUGCACCUUACAUCCCAGAAGUCAGCAGCCCCACUGAUACAUCAAACUUUGAUGUUGAUGAUGAUUGCUUAAAAAACUCUGAGACGAUGCCUCCACCUUCACACACUGCGUUUUCUGGCCAUCAUUUACCAUUUGUAGGUUUCACAUAUACAAGUAGCUGUGUGCUUUCGGACCGCAGCUGUCUAAGACUGACAGCUGGACCACCAUCCAUGGAUCUUGAUGCCAACAUUCAAAGAACUUUGGAGGACAGUUUAGCAACAGAAGCUUAUGAGAGGAGAAUAAGACGUCUAGAGCAGGAAAAGCUUGAACUUAGUAGAAAACUGCAAGAGUCCACUCAGACAGUUCAGGCUCUUCAGUAUUCAACAGUGGAUGGCCCAAUUGCAGCAAGCAAAGAUUUAGAAAUUAAAAGCUUAAAAGAAGAAAUUGAAAAGUUGAAGAAACAGGUAACAGAUUCUGGGCAUCUAGAACAGCAACUUGAAGAGGCCAGCACUGCAAGGCGGGAGUUGGACGAUGCUUCCAGACAAAUAAAGGCUUUUGAGAAACAGGUUAGAACGCUGAAGCAAGAGAGGGAAGAUCUUAAUAAGGAACUGGCAGAGUCUAGUGACAGAUUAAAAUCUCAAGCCAAAGAGCUGAAAGAUGCACACAGCCAGCGGAAAUUGGCAAUGCAGGAGUUCUCAGAGAUGAACGAGCGGCUGACAGACUUGCACUCUCAAAAACAAAAGCUUGCCCGCCAGCUCCGAGAUAAGGAAGAAGAAAUGGAAGUGGUGAUGCAAAAAGUAGAAAGUUUAAGGCAAGAGUUACGCAGAACAGAGAGACUUAAAAAAGAACUGGAAGUCCAAGCUGAAGCUGCGGCUGCUGAGGCAUCCAAAGACAGGAAAUUGCGAGAGCGGAGUGAGCAGUACUCCAAGCAGUUGGAAAGCGAAGUAGAAGGGCUAAAGCAAAAACAGAUUGGUCGCUCACCCGGGGUAAGCAGUAUAGAACACCAGCAAGAGAUCACUAAAUUAAAGGCAGACCUGGAAAAGAAAAGUGUUUUCUAUGAAGAGGAACUAUCUAAACGUGAAAUAAUGCAUGCUAAUGAAAUAAAAAGUCUGAAGAAGGAGCUACGGGAUGCAGAGAGCCAGCAGCUUGCACUUAAGAAGGAGAUCAUGAUUUUGAAAGACAAGUUAGAGAAAACCAGAAGAGAAAACCAAAGUGAAAGAGAGGAAUUUGAAACAGAGUUCAAACAGAAAUAUGAACGGGAAAAGAUUCUGCUAACAGAGGAAAACAAGAAGCUUUCAAAUGAACUUGAUAAGCUUACCGCCAUGUUUGAGAGGCUGAGUAUGAAUAACAGGCAGCUGGAAGAAGAAAUGAGAGACCUGGCUGAUAAAAAGGAGUCUGUGGCCCACUGGGAGGCCCAAAUUACAGAGAUCAUCCAAUGGGUAAGCGAUGAAAAAGAUGCUCGAGGUUAUCUUCAAGCCCUGGCCUCUAAAAUGACAGAAGAACUGGAGGCCCUGAGGAACUCCAGCUUGGGUGCAAGAGCUACAGACAUGCCCUGGAAGAUGCGUCGUUUUGCGAAGCUCGAUAUGUCUGCAAGGUUGGAACUACAGUCAGCUCUUGAUGCUGAAAUCCGAGCCAAACAGGCUAUUCAAGAUGAGCUGAAUAAAGUCAAAGCAUCCUGUAUCUCUACGGAGUGUAAACUGCAAGAAUCUGAGAAGAAGAACUUGGAACUGUUGACAGAUAUUGAAAGGCUGAAGAAGGAGACAGAGGAACUUAGAUCAGAAAAGGGUGUAAAGCACCAAGACUCACAGAAUUCUUUCUUGGCAUUUUUGAAUGCGCCUACCUCUGCUCUGGAUCAAUUUGAAUGCUCUCCUUCCUGUAUUCCAGCUAACAAAGGCAGACGUAUUGAUUCAGUUGAGAACUUUACAUUAUCCAAUACGCCAUCACGGGAUGAAGAUACCAAGUCUCACCUCCAUUCAAGAUCAAGAUCUCCUUCUACAGCUAGUGAAAUUGAGCCAAUCGAGGUUACGGAUCAUCCUCCUCGAUCAAUUCACACACCAACCAUGCGGACAGCGUAUAUUGGAUCGGGACUCUCUGCACCAAAGCCUAAAGCCCACCAGUUUGUAGUGAAAUCAUUUAAUACCCCAACAAAAUGUAAUCAGUGCACAUCUCUGAUGGUUGGUUUAAUACGACAGGGCUGCACUUGUGAAGUGUGUGGAUUCUCCUGCCAUGUGACCUGUGCAGACAAGGCCCCUGCAGUAUGUCCAAUCCCACCUGAACAGACUAAGGGCCCUUUGGGAGUAGAUCCUCAGAAAGGCAUAGGAACAGCUUAUGAAGGACAUGUCCGAGUUCCAAAACCAGCUGGUGUAAAGAAAGGUUGGCAGAGAGCACUGGCAGUAAUCUGUGAUUUUAAACUCUUCCUGUAUGAUAUAGCAGAAGGAAAAGCAUCCCAACCAAGCGUGGUUGUGAGUCAGGUCAUAGACAUGAGGGAUGAAGAAUUCUCAGUGAGUUCUGUCUUGGCUUCGGAUGUCAUCCAUGCAAAUCGAAAAGAUAUCCCCUGUAUCUUUAGAGUCACAGCUUCCCAACUCUCUGCAACCAGUAAUAAGUGUUCAAUCCUGAUUCUAACAGACGGUGAGAAUGAAAAAAGCAAGUGGGUAGGAGUGCUGAAUGAAUUGCAUAGGAUCUUGAAGAAGAACAAACUCAAAGACCGCUCAGUCUAUGUUCCCAAAGAAGCUUAUGACAGCACCUUACCCCUCAUCAAAACAACACAGUCAGCAGCAAUCAUAGAUCAUGAAAGAAUAGCACUGGGGAAUGAAGAAGGGUUAUUUGUUGUGCAUGUCACCAAAGACGAGAUCAUCCGUGUUGGUGAUAAUAAGAAGGUUCAUCAGAUUGAGCUUAUCCCAAGCGAACAGCUCAUUGCAGUAAUCUCAGGACGAAACCGACAUGUGCGACUUUUCCCUAUGACAGCCCUGGAUGGAAGGGAGACUGAGUUUUAUAAGUUAGCAGAAACAAAAGGCUGCCAGUCGAUAGUUUCUGGACACGUGCGCCAUGGAGCCCUUACAUGCCUAUGUGUAGCUAUGAAAAGGCAGGUCCUCUGUUAUGAACUAAAUCAGAGUAAGACACGUCACAAAAAGAUCAAGGAGAUCCAAGUCCAGGGGAACGUCCAGUGGAUGUCGGUCUUCAGUGAGCGCCUUUGUGUGGGCUACCAGUCAGGGUUCUUAAAAAAUCCCCUUCAUGGAGAAGGCAGCCCAUACAGUCUGCUCCAUCCAGAUGACCACACACUAUCGUUUAUCUCACAGCAGCCAACUGAUGCCAUCUGUGCAGUCGAAAUCUCAAAUAAAGAAUACCUGCUGUGUUUUAGCAGCGUAGGGGUUUACGUUGACUGCCAGGGCCGAAGAUCGAGACAACAAGAAUUGAUGUGGCCUGCAACUCCAUCAUCUUGCUGUUACAAUGCACCAUACCUCUCUGUGUAUAGCGAAAAUGCAAUUGAUAUCUUUGACGUGAACUCCAUGGAGUGGAUUCAGACUAUUCCUCUCAAAAAGGUACGACCCUUGAAUACAGAAGGAUCACUCAACCUUUUAGGUUUGGAGACAGUUAGAUUAAUAUAUUUCAAAAACAAAAUGGCAGAGGGUGAUGAACUGGUGGUCCCUGAAACAUCAGAUAACAGCCGGAAGCAAAUGGUUCGAAACAUCAACAACAAGCGCCGCUAUUCAUUCAGAGUACCAGAAGAAGAGAGGAUGCAGCAGAGGAGGGAGAUGCUACGCGAUCCAGAAAUGAGAAAUAAAUUAAUUUCUAACCCAACUAAUUUUAACCACAUAGCACAUAUGGGUCCUGGAGAUGGUAUUCAGAUUCUCAAAGACCUUCCAAUGCAGCGUUCCCCUUAUCAAUUCCCUCAUCAUCACUCCCGUCUGAUCUCCUCUCCGAGCAACUUUGAACACAUCUACCACAUGACUGUUAAUUCAGCUGAAAAAUUCCUCUCUUACGAUUCCAUAAACACUGCAUUUUCCCCGCCUCCGCGCUCUGCCCUGGGUACUCCAAACUUUAUGACUCAGAGGAAUCUUCGGCCUCAGGAAAGUCGGACCGUAUUCAGUGGCUCUGUCAGUAUCCCAUCGAUCACGAAAUCCCGCACAGAACCAGGACGAUCGAUGAGCGCAAGCAGUGGGUUAGCAGCAAGAUCAUCUGCACAAAAUGGCAGUGCAUUGCGGAGGGAAUUCUCAGGAGGUAGCUAUGGAGCAAAGUGUCAGCCUAUGGCAUCGCCCUCAGAUGGUUCGUUAUCCUCUGGUGGCCUGGACCAAGGCAGUGAUGCACCAACAAGGGACUAUGAGCGAGAGGACUCUGACUCGCCGAGACACUCCACUGCGUCAAACAGCUCCAACCUCAGCAGCCCUCCCAGCCCUGUUUCUCCUCACAAGACCAAGAGCCUCUCCCUGGAGAGCUCUGACCACGUGAGUUGGGACUCAUGAACUGCUUCAGCAUUCAGAUUUGACACUACAGCAGCUUGCUGUCCCCAUCACUUGCUCCAGUUCACACCUUCACCAUCCUAACCCUCCUCAUUCCCCACCUGAAAGUCAACUGGGAGUCGGGUAGAGAGGAAGGUAGAAGCUGGUUGUCUGCAGCGCUGCCUCACCUUCCCUUCCCCAGAUUUGACAGCAGCAAAUGAGCAAAGCUGGGGUGUUGGUAAAUAUCAGAUGCUGUAGAUUUGCAUUAGUAUUGGGUUCAUCUUUUGCGAUUACAGCUGCUUUCAUUUUCAAAGACCUGUAUUUAUCCUACCCCACAAUUCCCUCAUAAGUAACUUAAAUAGACCAGACCAGUAUCGGCAAGAGAAAAUCUAGAGGGAUUUUGUUUUCAUACAAUAGCUCAUUGUACUGUACAGAAGCAGCACAGAGACCCCUUCCCCUGCAUGGGGAAUGAUUGGUAUGUAUGUCAGAGGCACAUAAAAGCUUUCAGCCACCACGUUUGAAUGUCAAUCUGAUUGUUGCCAGCAAAUCCUUAUUGAUUAAGAUGAUGCAUAUUUUACUACAGUACAGAGUUUAAAUAAAUACACAGAUGUUAGAGUAAAAUAUGUAUGUAUAUAUUAAAAAAAAGAAAAAAAAAAGAAAAAAAAAGCAUUGUGUAUGCAGCAGAAGAUGGAUGCUUAUUUAAGAGAGCCUUUAAUUUAAGAUUUGUGUUGUCCCUGUUUUCAUGCUCGGUGAUAUACAGACUCGGAGGCCUGGCCUAAAGCCUUUCACAGGACAGAUAAUCCUUUUGCAUAUCAUUCGCUGCACUGCCGGGAGAAGCCCCUGCAGUACUUUCCCAACGUUCCUUUAUUUCUGGCAGUAGCACCUGAGGCGAUAAUUCCUAAGUUCACAUUAAUCCCCAUCCUUUGCAAAUAUGACAGUGGUUGGAAAGCGACCCCCCGCCCCAACACCUGAGGGUGCCCAUCAGCCAGCUGGCUGUGCUGGGUGCUGGUGUGUGGCUGUGCAGCUGAGAAACCUGCAGUAGAGGUCCUUACAGCAGCAAGGGAGCUCAGUGCCACAGGAUUCAGCAGGAAAACUGCUUCCCUGGGUCAGACUUUGACCGGGCUUCACUAGGAAGGGAGCAGUCUUCCACACCUCUUUCAUCAUCCCUUAACAGAAACCCGUUACUGUUGUUACCAAAUACUAGUUUAUAAUACACAUCAGCCAAAUGAGUGCUCUUACUCUGAAGCUGGCUACUGCUGGCUGUGCUGUCACUGUAGCAACAACGAACCUUGAAGACUGACCUCACACUGUUCACACUGUGGCCGUCACAGAUGCCUGGUCACCCACAACAGCCGUGCGGGUAAGGUUGGUUUUCCUCUCCCUCCCCACCCGUGCUGUGGGUCUGCGCAAUUUGCAGUCGUUUCUAUGUGCUCACCUGCUGUUUGGUUCCAGUCGCAGGCCAGAAAGGCAGAAAGUAUUGCAGUGGAUGACAGAGCUCACUGAGGUUGCAAAAAUAAGUAAAAAGCUGAAGCUGGUCGUGCUGUCACCGGAAUAAAGUGAGAGACUGACGUACAAAGGGAUGGUAAGAGGAAGAUCUCUUUCUCUUCAGAUAGCAAGGCAGUUGCAUUUUUCAUUUAGGAGUGUUCAGAUGAGCCUCUUUUCUCAGUAGUAUUGUUGCUGGCAUUAUACUAUGACCAUACUCAAACAUGUAAGGGCUUUUUGUAUUUAGAAUACUGUUUUUUUGUGGGUUUCAGAAACUUGCUAUGGCUCUUAAACCAUUCCAUAUUCUUGCAGUUAGCAGUAAUAUUGUGUUUCACCCGCAUAGAAAUGUUUGGAGUUUUCCAGUUUCUGUCUUCUGUAAUGGAAGUUAUAGGUAAGUUCAGACAGUGUACAGUAAUCUCCAGGUAUGAGCUAAGUAUGGAACAGGGGGUGAGAUGCAGAGAUCAUCACCUGUACCAUUUUAUCAUGCUGGGUCUCCUCACUAAGAUUUCUCUUUGACCCCAAAUCACAGCUUGUCCAAGUUUAAGCUCAUUCAGUGUUACAUUGGGACAGGAAUUCAACAUUUUGUUUUAAUAACCAUCAUUUCAACACCUGUCUCUCUCCAGUUUGGGUAGCAAAAUGGUAACGGUGGUUUGUUUUCACUUCAAAGCUACUACUGUUGCAAGCCCAGCAUUUAAUACUAAAGACCUUAGCCAGCAGCUUAGCACUUGCAAUCAAUUCCUCCUGGAACAGGUUUAUAUCUGUGUGAGGGACAGAGAGGCAGGGCGUUAUUGGCAUCACUACAACUCCACAUCAGCUUCUUGUUACAGGCUGCCUAUUGCUUCCAGUAUAGCCACUGCUUUUCCCCACAAUUCCCUCCUUUUGGUGAAGUAUGUCCACACACUUCUCAAAGACUUUGCAGACUAGUUUUGUAUUUACUGUAUGUUGUAUUUAAUCUUAUUUUGAUAUCGAGAGAAGGCAUUUAAACAAUAGUCACAUAAGGUAGAGCUGCCUGUGCGACACGUCCCCCGAGAGAGCGUCGUCUGGGUGGAGGUUUCUGUAGCUGAGUUGAUGCUCUGUCUGAAAAUGGAGCCCACAGAGCCAUGACACAGCAAACACAGUGACCGAAUGUGCCCGUUUACUGUGUCCUGGUGCCUGCAAUCCAUUGCUACCCCAACCAACUACACAUGGAUGUUUUCAGGCAGAGCAGAGGGCAGAUGUGUGACAUGAUGCUCCGCAGGGGAAGAGCUCCACAGGACUACACGGUUUGUGCACCACAGUUUCUAAGCCUGGGCAUUUUCCUUUAGGAUUACUAUAUUUAAUCAGUAGGUUGGUACUGUGCAUUUUGUUCCGCGUCUGUUAAAAAGAGAAACAGCAACUGUUCUCUCAGUUGAAAAGCAAAUGACCACAGCACUUAUUGGUAAAGAGAAAUGUCGUCCUGGGACUUGAAUCGUUUUUAUGUAUUUGGGGACCAUUUGAUUAUACAUUCGAUUCCAAACCACGCUCAUCUUUUUCGUUGGCAUUGAACACUGAAAACGAAAGCAUUCUGUAGCUGAGCUUUACGCGUUGGGCUGGGGGCAAGCAGCUCGGUCAUUUGAACUGUAGGACUUUUGCCUGGUAUCUCAAUGACAGUUGUCUCUUAAGGUUUGAUGUCUGCUGCUUUGCACUGUAGCAUUGUUUCACCUCCACAGUUUGAGGGCUGCAACUUGUCUGGGGAGCUUGAAGCCUCCCCUUCAGUCUGUGACUGUAGCAUAUGGUCUGUGUACGCAGUUACGUGUCUAGCUGAUUUUUUCCUUUUGGCUGAGACUGAAGGUAUCUCACAUUUAUGACGUUACUUAAACAUAGGGGCUGUUGGGUUUUUUUUUGCUUUUUAUUGUUAAUUUUGGUGGCAGCAAAGGAUGUGAAGAUUCAGGCAGCUACUAAGGACUCCAGGUUAGAGAAUGCAAAGGUUUGGUCAGUGGGUUUCCCUUGUACAUGCACCCCAAAGCAGGGUUGGAGUUUUAGUUCACUCUGCUCUGCUCUGACCUGUAGAAAACAGCUGGUUGCUCCAGAAACUCACGCCUGUUGCUGUGGAAGUGGCUGCUUUUCCUCUCCGUGAGCUGCUGCAGCUUGGUAGGAAUGCACGUUUUGCUCAUUUCAGUGAGUUUCGUAACUUGAUGUUCCUGAUUUGGUUCUGAUAAACCGAACAGCCAACUGUGUUAGUCUCAGGUAUGCGGCAGAGGGAAGUAAAGGGUCUUAAUGUAACAAAGAAGCCCCCAGAGCAUUGUGUUUAUAUGGAAAUAGGCAUCACAGAGCCUUGCAAAAAUAAAACACUUGGGCAGUUUGCAGAGAAACAGGCAGCAAGCAGCAGGAUGCUGAAUGACAGAACAAACAGGCUCUUGGGUGCAAUAAGCUUCUCAUUCCGUUUUGUGCACAUCACUUAGUUUUACACAAAUACAUAAAAGGUCAAAUGUAUCACAGUGCAGCUGCCCCUACCUCAUUAGCCUGGGAAUCAAAGUGGCACACGUAGCUUCUGCCGCGGGUUUGGGGGUUUGUUUUCACACAGGAGUCGGUUGCUCAAAGGAAACGGGACAGGUUUCUGCACUAGCACCAAAGCACGCAGAAGGGCACAGGUGUGUUCAGGCCUCUGGACUGUCCCUGCUAAAUCCCAACUCCACUUUGUCUUUCUUUCCAGCCGCAGCUUUGUGUAACCUAUUCUCACUUUGCGUUUAAGAUAAAGUCUCAUCCACAGGGAAGAAAUCCACAAACAAACCAGUGUUGGUAAUUUCAGAGCAAUUAUACCUGCCUUUUUAUGUAUGACAGUUUCAUAUCAUUUAUUUUUAAAAUAUGGGAUUUUUUUAGGUUUUUUUUUUUUCAUUGUAAUAUUAUUGUACAGUUUUGCAUGGCGUAGAUGUAAUCACUUUUUUGUUUUAGAUGAUAAAAGCUGACAAGUGUGCGUGUGGGGGAAAGAUUCUGCUUUUUGCCUCUUCUCACUAUUUUGUUUAAUGCCCUCAAUGUUGUAGGGGACAUUGUAAGAGAUUCUCUGCUACAGAACAAUGAUGUAGAUUCUUUUGCACAGAAAUAUUUAAGGUGGAAAAGUCAACAAUGUAAAAAUGACUCGCCACCAAUAUUUUAUGUCGGUAACACUUAAUAUUAACCUACUUUGAUGUACUGCAAUAAAACAGGGAACUGUUAGAAAUGCA